Molecule: messenger RNA, 1646 nt
Organism: Megalops cyprinoides (Indo-Pacific tarpon)
Lineage: Eukaryota; Metazoa; Chordata; Actinopteri; Elopiformes; Megalopidae
Product: GTPase HRas-like
Exons: 5
Coding region: 502-1065 (187 amino acids)
Biological process (GO): Ras protein signal transduction
Cellular component (GO): plasma membrane
Molecular function (GO): GTPase activity; GDP binding; GTP binding
Source: RefSeq, a predicted model, not a curated record
CUAGCCAUUUUCCGAAACGGAUUGCUAGUGAACGAGCAGUCAUUAGCUAAUUGGUGCUUUAGUUUCGUCGUAUCUAAUUAGUCAGAUUGGUUACGUUAGCUGACUGCCUUGCUUUACAAGCUUGCUAGCUACCUUGCUUAGCUAGCUUCCAGGCCAGCCAGGCACAGGUGAAGGCACAACGAUAUGAACUAGCUGUGCUGGCUAGUUAGCAGAUUCAUGACGAGCUGUCGCAUAACGUUAUAAUAGCUAAUUAGCGGCAUGUAAUGCAUACUAUCGUGGUUGCCGUUUGAUUUAGCUCCCGGAAUUAGCUAACGUUAAUAUCUUUCAGUAAUGAAAGUGGGGAAGGACACCGCAUUUAGAGAGCUAGUCGUCUAGCUAAGUAACUGCUGUAUUUGACAUGUGUUCAGUUUUUGCUACAGGAUAGGCUUUUUAUCUAGGAAAGUUGAGUGAAGCAGCUAGCUACCUACCUAACGUUAACCAAUACCAACAAGGGGUCGAGUGAUGACGGAGUACAAGUUGGUGGUGGUGGGAGCAGGAGGCGUAGGGAAGAGUGCCCUCACGAUCCAACUCAUCCAGAACCACUUUGUGGAUGAAUAUGACCCCACUAUCGAGGACUCCUACAGGAAGCAGGUGGUGAUCGAUGGGGAAACAUGUCUGCUCGACAUUCUAGACACAGCGGGACAAGAGGAGUAUAGCGCCAUGCGCGAUCAAUACAUGAGAACAGGGGAGGGCUUUCUCUGCGUUUUUGCCAUCAACAACUGCAAGUCCUUUGAAGACGUGCAUCUUUACAGAGAGCAGAUAAAUCGGGUGAAGGACAGUGACAGUGUUCCCAUGGUGCUAGUGGGCAAUAAGAGUGACCUGGCAUCCCGCACUGUGGAGACCAGACAGGCACAGGAGUUGGCAAAAGGAUAUGGAGUGCCCUUUGUUGAGACCUCUGCCAAGACCCGACAGGGUGUGGAGGAGGCAUUUUACACUUUGGUGCGAGAGAUCCGGAGGCAUAAAGAGACCAAUCGCAGCAACAAGAAGAGCAGGAAAAGCAAACAGAGACGUUGCACCCUUUUAUAGUGGAAGCGUUUGCUAAACUGCUAUUGCUAACGCUGUUACUGAGACCAAUCGAUGACGCCAUGUCUUUUUCACUAGUGUUAAUGAACUGUUAAUUUCUCUCCUUGGGUCCUCUCCACACCGCAUAGUACUCUCCCUCCUCUACAGAGCUAGGUAUAUGACAAAUAUUUUAUAUCCAACAACAAGAUAUGCUACUGAAUUGUAUGAGGCCCUUUAUACUGUAAAGUCUCAAAGCCCCACUCUCACUCAAUUAGGAUAAUUGAGGAUAAAAUGAGGAGUAAUAGGUCAGGGUUUUGGGGUUAAAUCAGUAUUUUGCAAUUUGGCCCAUUGUUACUGGGGAACAUCUUACUGCCAGGGUCCUCUUUGUGCCCACUUGUGCCCUGUUGUCAUUGUGGUCUAUUCCUGUUGUUGAAAACAGUUGCAUGCAAAGCGGUACACGGAUGGACCUGUACCCCACUCUACCUGUGUAUGUCAUUGCACAGUUUAUGCUGGUUGCUCUGUUUCUCAGAAUAACAUCCUGAUAAAUUAUCAAGUAUUUAAUCUGGGUCCAACAUACUGAAAUUAACUACUGUAAAUCGCUCCUG